This is a messenger RNA of Armigeres subalbatus, 2054 nucleotides long. RefSeq lists its product as uncharacterized. The record is from RefSeq and is a predicted model, not a curated record. Gene Ontology annotation, biological process: apoptotic process; regulation of apoptotic process. The transcript has 4 exons. The coding region runs from base 386 to 1342 and encodes 318 amino acids. Lineage: Eukaryota; Metazoa; Arthropoda; Insecta; Diptera; Culicidae.
UGAGGUGGAGCCGUCUGACUGACUGGACACCGAAGACGAGCAAUUUUAUUACCAAUCUUGCAAUCGUUCGAAUCGGUAGUGUUCCCUUGUGCGGUCCGCGAAAUUGGUGCUUGGUGUUUCCAAACUGCAAAAGUGAAUCCAAAGUGCUGUAAAUUAGUGCUAAGCCUGGUCUCAACAACGAGUGAAAGUGAAAUUUGUGUUUUAGUUGCAGUGUCCAGGAAGUAGAAGAAGCUUCCCAGUGACCUGAUUAAAAAAGUCAGGUAGAUCCAAGUGCAGAAAUCUCCUGGAUCGAAGUAAAGCUAGCUCGAAAGUGCAUUUGUGCUAAAUAGUGUGGAAGAAACAGAAGUGUUGUUAUCUGUCAAGUGAUUAGAAGCAGAACACGACAAUGGAGGACGACAACAAAAAGCCCUACAAGAUCAAAGACAUCACCCGGGCCAUCAAGAAGGCAGUCGUUGCCGGCUCCUUGGAUGAGGUACGCUCGAAAGCAGCGGAAAAAUUCAAUCGACCAGAGCUGCCUAACAUUCACCUGGACUCGGACGGGACCGAGGUGGACGAUGAGGAUUACUUCCAAACGCUGGAACCCAACGCCGAACUGAUAGUUGUUUUUCCCGGGGAACAGUGGAUCGAUCCGACCCAUUACGUGACGAUAACGACCCACAAGGAAACCGGCGACACGACCGACAGCCCCGAGGUGGAACGAAUACAUCUGAAGAAGCUGGUCGCCCAGAUGAAAUCGAACCUGUGCAACGUGUCGGUGCUGAGCGAACCGGACCUGGAACUGCUCUCCAACAUGGACCCCAACUCGGUGGCGGACAUCACCGGGCGGGACUUUAUCGAGCAGCUCAAGGAAGCAUCAGGCAGAAUCCUGCAUGAAAAGCGACAGGCUCUUGACGCAAUUGAGCUGCUAAAGCUGAUCGCCAAGCAGAAUGCCACCAUCCCGAGCAUCGUGCACAACAUCCCGGGUGGUGAGCCUAACGACGACGACGACGACGAAGAUAACGAUGGUGACGAUGACAAUUACGUGGAGGGUUGCAGCAGCAGUAGGAGUAUCUUGGGCGGUGGUUACCCACUGCCCCCAGCCCCGGACGAUGUCGACGGUAGCAGCAGUAGUGCCAACCAGAGGAGAAGCAGCAGCAGCAGCAUCAGCAGUGGCAAACAAAUCACCCUCGAGUUGGAUCCCCGAACACUAGCCACCUUCCAUCAUCAGUACCAGCAGGAUCCGCUUAGCGCUUCCGGAACCCUGGUGCAUCCCGCGGUCAAUGCCGCGGCCUCCGCGGAUCUUGCGAAUGCUUCCCUGGACAGUGAUGCCGUCGCCCACCGUGGUGAUACGUCGAACAUUUGAUAUAUGGUUUAUCAGAUCAACUUUUGCCACAAGUAAGUUUCUGAUUCAAUUGUGCUCAAUGGUUCAAAUCAAAACACAAACGAACAAACCACGUUGUACAAAUUGUUGUUGAAAGGAAUCUUUUCUGGUGUUGAGUUUUGAGAAUGGAUUCCAUGAUUUUGCAGUCGAGCUGUCGAGAAAACUCUAUGAUGUUGAUCGAAGAAAAUCAAAAGAAAUAGUAACAUAUUUUAUUGUGAUCAGAAACACGUUGAUGAUACGAAUUGCAUGAAAUAAGUAGAACAAAAGAAGUCAUAAAAACACGAAACAUGUACACUGUCAACAAGAUAUCUGCCCAUACGGAUUGCCUUAAUUUAGUUAAUUAAAUAUAUGCGGUUUGGAAUUGGACUUAAUCCAUACGAAAAUUAAUUCGUGUACACAAGACGGUAUAACCUAGAAGCAGCUGAUCGAACAGAACAUGGUCUGAUAGUUCAUUGAUAGUUUUGAAUAAUCUGUGAGGGCACCACAAAAUCAUAUUCAGGAGUAUUAGCGUUUCAACCUAACACCAUUUUUUUUUUAAAUAAUUUUCAAUUAAAUGAAGAUUUGAAAACUUUCAAAAGCAUUUUAAUCUCCAUCUCCUAAUGUUCGUUUCCAAAGUCAUAAAAUUUAAUAUUUCUAUUUUUCAAACAUACUGAAUGUAUAGCAUUAAACAAGCUGAACAAAUAAAACAAUUGGC